CCAUAAUUUCAAAGAUGAAGCUCCAACUCAAAGCAAAAAACCAAUUGGCCAAAUUUGGCCUGUUUUCCUAUUUUAACCCCUCUCUCUCUUUCUCACUCACUAUCUCAGAUCUCACAUCGGCUUUUUGCGUCGAUUUGAUUUUGGGUUGACAUGAUUAUGUGCUAAUUAAUUAGCCUUUGCUCUCACUCAACCCCCCGAAACACUUUCUCUGUGCUUCUUCAGGCUUUGAAUCGAAGAAUCCACAUCUGCAUUUUCCACUGCAAAGCCCAGUACUCCUCUCUGCUAUUCAGGAAGUACCCAUUUGGCCAGAAUGAGUUCUCAUGCACCCAGAACCUCAAAACCCACGAAGCCCCCUAACCACAACCAUUCAACUUCAACACCACCACCACCAGCUUCUUCUUCUUCGAGAUCCUCUACCUCAUCGUCUUUGUCGUCCCACCUUGCCAUGGUCGAGCUCAAGCAAAGGAUGCUAACCUCCCUCUCCAAGCUCUCAGACCGAGACACUUACCAGAUCGCGGUUGAAGACCUCGAGAAGAUUAUCCAGACCCUCUCACCGGAGGGCAUUCCAAUGCUCCUCAAUUGUCUCUACGAAGCCUCCACGGACCCCAAACCGGCAGUGAAAAAGGAGUCCAUUCGGUUGCUUGCGACGGUCUGUGCCUCCCAUGGCGAUUCCACAUCGACCCACUUGACCAAAAUCAUUGCCCACAUUGUCAAGAGGCUCAAGGAUGCAGAUUCGGGAGUGAAGGACGCGUGUCGCGAUGCCAUUGGGGCUCUGUCGGCGCAGUACUUGAAGGGUGAAAAUGGUGGUGAUAAUGGAAGUCUUGGGUCGGUGGUGACGUUGUUCGUGAAGCCUCUAUUUGAGGCAAUGGGGGAGCAGAACAAGGGGGUGCAAUCCGGUGCUGCAAUGUGUAUGGCUAAGAUGGUGGAGUGCGCUUCGAACCCACCUGUUGCGGCGUUCCAGAAGCUGUGCCCCAGGAUCUGCAAGUUGCUUAACAAUCCCAACUUCUUGUCCAGAGCUGCGCUCUUGCCCGUAGUCUCGAGCUUGUCUCAGGUAGGAGCAAUUGCACCACAGUGUUUGGAUAACCUAUUGCAGAGCAUUCAUGACUGCCUUGGAAGUUCAGAUUGGGCAACUCGUAAAGCUGCAGCUGAUGCAUUGAUAGCCUUAGCACUGCAUUCAAGCAACUUAAUUAAAGAUGGCGCUGCUUCUACACUGACUGUGCUUGAGGCCUCUCGUUUUGACAAGAUAAAACCUGUCAGAGACAGCAUGACCGAAGCAUUGCAAUUAUGGAAAAUGAUUGCGGGGAAAGGAGAUGGAGAUCCCAAUGAUCAAAAAGGCUCAUCUCAUGAAAGUCCUGCACCAGCUGAGGUGUCAGGAAAAGAUGAGCUGAAAAAUCAAAAGGCUGAGAGAAUAGAGCCAUCAGCAAAAGGAUCAUCUAAUGAUUCUUCCCCUACUUCAGAUUCUGUAACUAAAGACAAGGGUAGUAAUAUUCCCGACAAAGCAGUUGUAAUAUUGAAGAAGAAAACACCUGCCUUAUCAGACAAAGAGCUAAACCCAGAAUUCUUCCAGAAGCUUGAAACCAGGGGUUCUGGUGAAUUACCAGUAGAAGUAGUUGUUCCGCGAAGAUAUCUCAGUUCUUCAAACUCACAUAAUGAGGAGGAAUCAGAGCCUACUAAUACAGACUCAAAGGGAAGGUCAAACCGCAUUGGAAAUGUCCAAUCUGAUGAUUCUCAUGGAACAUUCAGUAGUAAGUAUCGCAGCAUAGAUAGAGCUGGUGGUUUUUAUCCUAAACAACGAGAUCACGAUGAUCUGGGAAGGGAGAAAUUGCCAGAGGAAAAGGCAAAUGGAAAAGACUCCAGAAUGAGACCACAUGAUGUUGAUGAUAAGACUGACAUAAGGGAGUCAUCCAGCAAUCGUGCAGGUUUCUCCAAAACUGAUGGUCAAUCUGAAGGAUCUUUUAAUAAUAAAGGAAAUUGGUUGGUUAUCCAGAGGCAACUAUUACAGCUGGAGAGACAACAAGCUCAUCUGAUGAACAUGCUCCAGGAUUUUAUGGGAGGUUCUCAUGAUAGCAUGGUAACUUUGGAGAACAGAGUAAGAGGCCUUGAGAGAGUUGUUGAAGACAUGGCACGGGAUUUAUCAAUAUCAUCUGGAAGGAGAGGUGGUAAUUUCGCAAUGGGGUUUGAGGGAUCUUCUAACAGACCUUUGGGUAAGUAUAAUGGAUUCCCUGAUUACUCUAGUGUGAAGUUUGGAAGGGGUGGGGAUGGGCGGAUUCCCUUUGUAGACAGAUUUUCCCAAACUGAUGGAAUUGCUUCAGGCAUGCGGGGAAGGGGCCCAUGGAGGUCAGAUAUGUCUGAGGCUUGGGAUUUUCCUACAUAUGGUGCUUCCAGAAAUGGGCAGAUUGGCUCAAGGAGGGUUCUACCUGGUGGUGCUAUGGAUGGUAGGUCGCCCAAAUCAGAACAUGAGAGUGAUCAGGUUUCCAGCAGGAGAGGUUGGGAAAAAGGAGCUGGACCUGUUAGGCUUGGUGAGGGGCCUUCUGCAAGAAGUGUCUGGCAAGCCUCAAAGGAUGAGGCAACCCUGGAAGCAAUUCGUGUGGCUGGAGAGGACAAUGGUACAUCUCGGACAGCAAGAAUAGCUAUGCCAGAACUGACUGCAGAGGCUAUGGGAGAUGAUAAUGUUGCACAAGAGCGGGACCCAGUCUGGACUUCUUGGAGUAAUGCAAUGGAUGCCCUACAAGUGAGUGAUAUGGAUUCAGCCUACGCUGAAGUUUUGUCCACAGGAGAUGAUAUCUUACUUGUGAAACUAAUGGACAGAACGGGUCCGGUGGUUGACCAACUCUCAAAUGAAAUAGCAAGUGAGGUCCUGCAUGCCGUUGGACAAUUUUUACCAGAGCAGAACUUGUUUGAUAUCUCUUUGUCAUGGAUUCAACAGUUGGCAGAAAUAGUGCUGGAACAUGGACCUGAUGUGUUAGGAAUUCCCAUGGAAGUGAAGAAAGAGCUUUUGUUGAACUUACACGAAGCUUCUUUAGCAAUGGAUCCACCGGAGGACUGGGAAGGUGUGAUGCCUGACCAACUUCUGAUGCAGUUAGCAUCAGCCUGGCGAAUUGAUCUGCAACAGGGUGAUAAAUAGUUCCUAGUUGCAGAUUCUAUUGGGUAUUUGAUUUCUAUACUUGCUUUUGCAGUGGGUGAUUUGAUGAUCAAUAGUUCCUGUACAAAUUCUUUUUUCCUUGCUGUUGCCUACUGAUAGUUGCUUGUUUGAUUGC
Molecule: messenger RNA, 3257 nt
Organism: Ziziphus jujuba (common jujube)
Lineage: Eukaryota; Viridiplantae; Streptophyta; Magnoliopsida; Rosales; Rhamnaceae
Product: microtubule-associated protein TORTIFOLIA1
Exons: 6
Coding region: 311-3124 (937 amino acids)
Biological process (GO): unidimensional cell growth; multicellular organism development; circumnutation
Cellular component (GO): cortical microtubule, transverse to long axis
Molecular function (GO): microtubule binding
Source: RefSeq, a predicted model, not a curated record